This is a messenger RNA of Microtus ochrogaster (prairie vole), 750 nucleotides long. RefSeq names its product coenzyme Q7, hydroxylase (gene Coq7). The record is from RefSeq and is a predicted model, not a curated record. Lineage: Eukaryota; Metazoa; Chordata; Mammalia; Rodentia; Cricetidae. Gene Ontology annotation, molecular function: 3-demethoxyubiquinol 3-hydroxylase activity. Gene Ontology annotation, biological process: regulation of gene expression; determination of adult lifespan; regulation of reactive oxygen species metabolic process. The transcript is spliced from 4 exons. Gene Ontology annotation, cellular component: nucleus; mitochondrial inner membrane. Bases 156 to 632 code for a protein of 158 amino acids.
ACCCAAUAGAGUUCUUGCAUCGCAAUUUCCAGCCAAUUAGGUGGAACCCCGGGUCCAGGGGCGUUUCCCAGGCCCGCCGCACCCAUGCGUCAUCACCGUGAGCCGAAAGCACAACUGGCGCGGGCGCUUAGGCCUUGGUGGCGUUGUCACCGGCGAUGAGCGGCACGAGGGCGAUAGCGGCUGCUUCCACGUGGCGCUUGCGCACUGGCGUCCGGAGGCCCUUCUCAGCCUAUGGAAGAGCCAUUGUCGUCAGGUUUCACAGUUCAGGAAUGACCUUAGACAAUAUUAACCGGGCCGCUGUGGAUCGAAUAAUUCGGGUGGAUCACGCUGGUGAAUAUGGAGCAAACCGCAUCUAUGCAGGGCAGAUGGCUGUGCUGGGCCGGUCCAGUGUUGGCCCUGUCAUUCAGGUGGGCUCUUCCCUAAGUCUCAACCUGACCUGUUGCCCUGGCAGAGAAUCUGAAGCCUGCGUUCCUUUUCUUUUCCAGGUCAUCAAGAAGUUUCGGGAUGAGGAGCUUGAGCACCACGACACGGGCCUGGACCACGAUGCAGAGCUGGCUCCGGCGUAUGCCUUGUUGAAGAGGGUUAUCCAGGCUGGAUGCAGUGCAGCGAUAUAUUUAUCAGAACGGUUUUAAAGCAUGUCCGAUGACCCAUUUCUAGAAAAGAUGGUCACUUAAGGAAUGGCAAUUGCAGAGGAGGAACUGUACAAUUAUCACUGUGUGCUUUUUUUGUUAAUAAACUAUGAGAGGUGGU